This is a messenger RNA of Rhineura floridana, 2828 nucleotides long. RefSeq names its product enhancer of zeste 2 polycomb repressive complex 2 subunit (gene EZH2). NCBI's taxonomy places the organism in Eukaryota, Metazoa, Chordata, Lepidosauria, Squamata, Rhineuridae. Gene Ontology annotation, biological process: chromatin remodeling. Gene Ontology annotation, molecular function: protein binding; histone H3K27 methyltransferase activity. The transcript has 20 exons. The record is from RefSeq and is a predicted model, not a curated record. The coding region runs from base 286 to 2571 and encodes 761 amino acids.
GGUGGAGAGCGGGGACAGCCCGUCCAAUCCGGACGACGGCAGGUUCUCUCCAAUGAGAGCGGUGGCCAUUGGGCCGCCGCCGCCGGGUUUGGCGCUCUGUUGUCCGGAGCUGAGGACAAGGAGGAGAAGAGGCUGGCGCGCGCGUAGACGGAGAGCGAAGGGAAGCUGGGUGAGCGGGAAGCACCCCGGAGGAAGAGACACGGCCGGACCCGGUGGCGGCGCUGCUGCCGCUGCCGCCACUAGGGAGAGAGGGGUGAGCAAGUUCUGUUCCUUGCAGGGAUAAUCAUGGGUCAGACCGGAAAGAAGUCUGAAAAAGGACCAAUUUGCUGGAGGAAGCGUGUAAAAUCAGAAUAUAUGCGACUUAGGCAGCUCAAGAGAUUCAGACGGGCAGAUGAAGUAAAGGUAACUAAGACACCUAAUCCCAGUAAUAAGAGCAUGUUUAAUUCUAAUCGUCAGAAGAUACAAGAAAGAACAGAAAUAUUAAAUCAAGAAUGGAAACAACGCCGGAUACAACCUGUACACAUCAUGACUUCUGUGAGCUCAUUGCGUGGGACCAGGGAGUGUUCUGUCACUAGUGACUUAGAUUUUCCAAAACAAGUAAUCCCCCUCAAGACUCUGAAUGCUGUUGCCUCAGUGCCUAUAAUGUACUCUUGGUCUCCCCUGCAGCAAAAUUUUAUGGUAGAGGAUGAGACAGUUUUACAUAACAUUCCUUAUAUGGGCGAUGAAGUGCUUGACCAGGAUGGAACAUUUAUUGAAGAACUAAUAAAAAACUACGAUGGAAAGGUACAUGGAGACAGAGAAUGUGGGUUUAUCAAUGAUGAGAUAUUUGUGGAGCUGGUCAAUGCUCUUGGGCAAUAUAGUGAUGAUGAAGAUGACGAUGAUGACGACGACGACGAUGAUGACAAUCUUGAUGGGAGAAAUGAAAAGCAAAAAAAUCGAGAGACCAACAGAAUAGACAAAGAGAGCCAUCCUCCUCGGAAAUUUCCUUCUGACAAGAUAUUUGAAGCCAUUUCCUCAAUGUUUCCAGAUAAGGGUACAGCCGAGGAACUGAAAGAAAAAUACAAAGAACUGACAGAGCAGCAGCUUCCAGGAGCUCUUCCUCCCGAGUGCACCCCAAACAUAGAUGGACCAAAUGCCAAAUCUGUUCAGAGAGAGCAGAGUCUGCACUCCUUUCAUACUCUCUUCUGCAGACGAUGUUUCAAAUAUGAUUGCUUCUUACAUCCAUUCCAUGCAACUCCUAAUACUUACAAACGGAAAAAUACAGAAACUGCAAUAGACAAUAAACCUUGUGGGCCACACUGUUAUCAACAUCUGGAAGGAGCCAAAGAGUUUGCAGCUGCGCUAACUGCUGAGCGAAUAAAAACACCACCAAAGCGCCCAGGGGGCCGUCGAAGGGGGAGGCUCCCAAAUAACACCAGCAGGCCUAGCACUCCGACGAUAAAUGUGUUGGAAUCUAAGGAUACAGACAGUGACAGAGAAGCUGGAACUGAAACGGGAGGUGAAAAUAAUGAUAAGGAAGAGGAAGAGAAGAAAGAUGAGACUUCAAGUUCCUCUGAAGCAAAUUCUAGGUGUCAAACACCAAUCAAGAUGAAGCCAAAUAUUGAGCCUCCUGAGAAUGUUGAGUGGAGUGGUGCAGAAGCUUCAAUGUUUAGAGUUCUCAUUGGUACCUACUAUGACAAUUUCUGUGCAAUUGCCAGAUUAAUUGGGACCAAAACAUGUAGGCAGGUGUAUGAGUUUAGAGUAAAAGAAUCUAGUAUUAUUGCUCCUGCACCUGCUGAAGAUGUUGAUACCCCUCCAAGAAAGAAGAAGAGGAAACACAGGUUGUGGGCUGCUCAUUGCAGAAAGAUACAGCUGAAAAAGGAUGGGUCAUCCAAUCAUGUUUACAACUACCAGCCGUGUGAUCAUCCGCGUCAGCCUUGUGACAGCUCGUGUCCCUGUGUCAUUGCUCAAAAUUUCUGUGAGAAGUUCUGUCAGUGCAGUUCAGAAUGCCAAAACAGGUUUCCUGGGUGCCGUUGCAAAGCACAGUGCAACACUAAGCAGUGUCCGUGCUACUUGGCUGUACGUGAAUGUGAUCCAGACCUCUGCUUGACAUGUGGAGCAGCAGAUCACUGGGACAGCAAAAAUGUGUCUUGCAAGAAUUGCAGCAUUCAACGAGGAUCCAAAAAGCAUUUGCUGCUAGCACCGUCCGAUGUGGCAGGCUGGGGGAUUUUCAUUAAGGAUCCAGUGCAGAAAAACGAAUUCAUCUCUGAAUAUUGUGGGGAGAUCAUUUCUCAGGAUGAAGCAGACAGAAGAGGGAAAGUAUAUGACAAGUACAUGUGCAGCUUUCUGUUCAAUUUGAAUAAUGAUUUUGUGGUUGAUGCAACACGGAAGGGUAACAAAAUACGAUUUGCAAACCAUUCAGUCAAUCCCAACUGCUAUGCAAAAGUCAUGAUGGUUAAUGGAGAUCACAGGAUAGGCAUAUUUGCUAAGAGAGCCAUUCAGACUGGUGAAGAGCUGUUUUUUGAUUAUAGAUACAGUCAGGCUGAUGCCCUCAAGUAUGUAGGCAUUGAAAGAGAAAUGGAAAUACCUUGAUACCAGCUACCUCUUCUAUAAAAUAGCUGCCUUAUCUUCAGGAAUUUCUAGUACUGUGGGCAAAGUUUUUUAAUUGAUGCAAUUUGGAAUGCAGAAUUUGCAGAGUACUGUACCUAUAAUUUAUAGUGACAAUUUUUUUAAAAUAUCAACUUUUUAUUGCUUUCUCACCAGCUACAUGUUUUGUACCAUUGAACUUUCGCAAUAAAGCAGUAUGGGUACAUUUUUCAACCUUGAAUAAAGGAUACUUGAACUUUGAA